Molecule: messenger RNA, 3516 nt
Organism: Sabethes cyaneus
Lineage: Eukaryota; Metazoa; Arthropoda; Insecta; Diptera; Culicidae
Exons: 2
Coding region: 1-3516 (1171 amino acids)
Molecular function (GO): zinc ion binding; nucleic acid binding
Source: RefSeq, a predicted model, not a curated record
AUGGCUACUGCACGCACACCGGAUGUGAAGAAGAAUAAAGAACAGAAAAGUGGUGGUGAUAUUCCUGGUGAGACGGAAGCGACCGCAUUGCCAAUAAGUGAACAGUUAAAAGUAAAAAAGGAUAAAGAAUCAAAGAAAAAAAUGGAUAAUGAAUUUAAAGUUUUGAGCAUGAAAAAAGAAACCGUAGAGCGAAAACUACGGCGUGUACAGAAUGCCAUUUGGAAGCAAGAAGAAAUACAGAACAAACAUUUCCUGCAGUUGCAAAUGAAGCUUGCGGAUAGUGCAUACGGUGAAUACAACGAGUUGCAGAAUGAAAUGUUCAAUUUGAAUAUCGGUGAUGAGGUACGUUAUGCAGAGGAAUUAAAACUCAUUGAAUUUGAAGCGUUGUAUUCGGAUAUUUUCGUAAAAAUAACCAGUUUGAUCGAAACUACUGCCAAUAAUGAGCUAGUAUCAGCGGUAUCGAUGCAACAGCUGAAUAACCAAAUAAUGAUUCCUCCUCUGAAAGCACCCUUGCCAACGUUCGACGGAAACUACGAGAACUGGUAUGCCUUCAAGAAUAUGUUCGAAAAUGUGAUGUCCCGAUAUCAAACCGAGUCUCCAGCUAUUAAGCUGUAUCACCUAAGAAAUGCGUUAGUCGGUGCUGCAGUAGGCGUAAUCGACCAGGAUAUCAUAAAUAACGGUGAUUAUGAUGCGGCCUGGGCUACUUUACGUGAGCGAUAUGAAGAUAAAAGAGUCAUCAUCGAUAAACACAUUGAUGCCAUAUUCAACAUACCGGUAAUGACGAAGGAUAGUGGUAUCGGCUUACGGAAAUUGAUCGAUACGUGUUCUAAACAUGUUGAUACUCUAAAGAAUCUGGAGUUACCAGUGGUUGGACUGGGGGAAAUGAUGCUGUUAAAUGUUCUUGCGAAGAAACUUGACUUGGAAACUCGAAAGGCGUGGGAGUUAAGUCAAGGUGACGAGCUACCAGAGUAUCGCUCGACUAUGGAGUUUUUGAAGGAAAGAUGCCGAGUGUAUGAAAAAAAAAGUCGUACUACAAAGCCUUCAUUGGAAUUGAAUAAGCAGUCACGACCGUCUAGCAAAGUCGAUGUGAGAAUGCAUAGCCUUGUAACAACUAAUGAAAAAUGUCAACAUUGUAAAGGUGAUCACGAGUUGUGGAAAUGCGACAUUUUUAAAAAGGCAGCCGUUAGCGACAAGUACUCAACAUUGCGAAAGAGCGGAUCUUGCUUUAACUGUCUUGAAAGAGGACAUAUUACGGGGAAGUGUAGAUCCGAACACUCCUGUAAGCGUUGCGGCAGACGACAUCAUACGUAUUUGCAUUCCGAAAAUGCACAGUCAUCUGAAAGCAAGGCAUCGGUGGCCAACACAAUACCGAAUGAAGCUUCUUCUGAUGCAGUAGUCGCUGAUACCAGUUCUUCGGCUCCUACCAGUGGAUCUGUUCUUUGUGCAAACGUUGAUGUCGAACAAAAUACUCUUUUAGCUACUGUGGUUGCAUCGAUUUGUGGCUCUAGCAAGCGCAAGAGUGUAUGUCGAGCAGUGUUGGAUUCUGCAUCACAUAAAAAUUUCAUCACAGAAGAGCUAGCAUCGAAGCUUGGACUAAAACAAAAACGAUCGAACUACACAAUUGCGGGUAUUGGUGGCAAUUCGAUAGGAAUUCAGUUUAAGGUGCACGCGCGCAUAAGGUCUCGAGUGAGUGAUUACGAGUCACCAUGCAUGGAGUUUCUCGUGGUGAAGAAGAUUACUGGUGAUCUCCCGGUGCAGAAGUUUACAGUUGAACAUUUGAGCAUCCCUGAAGAAAUUGUGCUGGCUGAUCCGACAUUCAAUGUACCAGGACCGGUAGAUGUUCUUCUCGGUUCAGGAUUGUUCUUCAAACUUAUGAAACAAGGACAGCUGAACCUGGCUGACGAUAUGCCAACGGUGCAGGAAACCCAUCUAGGGUGGAUAAUAAGCGGUUUUAUUCCAAUCGUCCAUGUUAACAUGGGACAUGCAUUCUACACCACAGUUGAUGAAGAUGAUGUCGGUAAGUUAUUGGAACGUUUUUGGUAUUUAGAUUCCUACGAAGGUACAGAAGAAUUAGAGCGCUCUUCAGACAACGAAUGUGUGACCCAUUUUCUGGAGACGCACCAACGCAAAGGUGACGGUAGGUUUGUAGUGCGGCUACCGUUUAACGAAAAGCAGAGGUUACUUGGCGAUUCAUUGGCGAUGGCCAAAAGGCGGUUCCUGGCAGUUGAACGAAGAUUGGAUCGUGACCCGACGCUGAAAAUGCAAUACGUUAGUUUUAUGAGAGAAUAUGAAAGUUUGAAGCAUAUGGUAAACAUUUUACCAUCGUCAGAUGAAGAAAUCGGCAAUGCAUUUUAUCUUCCGCACCAUUACGUUCUAAAACCGACCAGUACCACCACUAAGUUGCGGGUGGUUUUUGACGGCUCGGCAGAAUCGACUAGCGGUGUUUCUGUCAACGAUGUACAAAUGGUGGGACCUACUGUACAGAACGAUUUAAUUUCCAUUUUGAUAAACUUUCGAUCGUUUCGUAUCGCCGUGAGCGCUGAUAUACCUAAAAUGUACAGACAAGUGGAAGUACACGACGACGAUGUUCGUUUUCAAAGAAUUGUUUGGAGAGAGGAUAAUUCUCAGCCGUUGAAAUUCUAUGCUUUGAAGACCGUGACAUAUGGACUUGCUUCGUCCCCGUUUCUUGCGACGAUGUCGCUUCGGCAGCUUGCUUCUGAAAACGAGGAACGAUACCCGUUGGCGGCACAGGCCAUAAAAAAUUCAUUCUAUAUCGACGAUUUCCUGGCAGGUGCCAAUUCAUUGGAAGAUGCUUUGGAACUAAUCGAGCAGGUGACUGCGUUACUGAAGGAAGGAAGCUUCGAUGUCCACAAGGUAUGUUCAAAUUCGACAGCUGUUCUGCAGACGAUUCCGGAUGCGAAAAGAGAGAAACUAGGAGAGGUAGGAAAUCCGGAGAUGUCGACCGCCGCCAGAAAUUCGGAUAAACAGGACAAUUGCGCUGCCUGCAAUAAUCCGGAUACCGAUAACAACUAUGUUCAGUGCGACGCGUGUAAUUCUUGGUGUCACUUCUCGUGCGUUAAUGUGUCUGACUCCGUUAGAGACCGAGCGUGGAUGUGCUCGAACUGUAUGGAAACAGCACCGCAGAAUCCACCCGAACCGAGAUGCAGUUCUUCGAGCAGUUCUGAUGCGAGUAUGCAGCGCAGUCUCGCUCAACUGAAAAAACGCCAGGAUCUCGAACGACAACGGAUGGAACAUGAGCUGCAAGUUAAGUUCCUGAACGAGCAAUUGGCGUUGUUGGACUCGACUAGGAGCCGAGUUAGCAACCGUGAAAGUGGAAGGCUAGUAGCCGAUUGGGUUAACGGUAAUCCGGAGCAAGAAGACCGCGCCGGUGGGUGGUCACUCGAGCCCGCCAGCAGCCGCUCAGCCCGCGGAAGUAAAUUACGCCGAUCCAGUGGAAACGGUACGCAACCAGGGAAAGCAACUUCAAAGCUGCCAGUUGCAGUCGGUUUCUGCUAG